Messenger RNA from Helobdella robusta, 1318 nucleotides. RefSeq lists its product as hypothetical. The record is from RefSeq and is a predicted model, not a curated record. NCBI's taxonomy places the organism in Eukaryota, Metazoa, Annelida, Clitellata, Rhynchobdellida, Glossiphoniidae. Bases 1 to 1173 code for a protein of 390 amino acids. The transcript has 8 exons. Gene Ontology annotation, molecular function: serine-type endopeptidase activity.
AUGGCCGGUAUACGCUUCGCCACGAACACCAACGAUUUUUUAAUUAAUUUUAAUAAAUUGGAUAAUAAUUACAAAAUUACUAUACAAUUAUCUCCAUUUUCGUUACUGGAUUCCAAUCAAGCAAAACUCGGCAUCUUGGAAAUAAGGAAUGGUGCGAGCGGCAAAUCUCCAGUGAUGUUCAGGGAGUCUAAAUUAGUUGACUUUCUUAUGAAGAAUACAAGCGGUAAUGAAGCGCGGAUUAGAUUUGUUCUCUUCAACACGUCUACUCCAACGAAUGUUCAGGCAAUAAAUAUUGUUGUUACAAUACAAUUUCCCACUUGCAAUGCUGAGUACCACUCUCAAACUGGAAUCAUUCAAACAUCAGACUGGUCAAACUUGAGCCCACUUUUUGAAAGAUGCAAUUUGAUCGUUAAAGUGCAAAAUGGAUAUCACGUCAUCCUUAAUUUUUCUGACGUAUUUUCUUUGAGUUUAUGUAAUUCCACUUACGAUACUUUAACUAUAAGAUCUGGAAAGUUUUUUGAGAGUUAUUGCAGGUCACCUGGUACUAUUAUUCUGCCGGAAAAUGAAGCUCAUAUUUCAUAUACCAUCGGAUCUCCUUCUAGAGGAUUUUUUCUCAAGUUUAGCUCUGGCUGUGGUGCGAAUUUUUCAGCAGAAUCAGGCGUAAUAUACUCUCCCGGAUAUCCGGAAAACUAUAUCAACAAUUUAUCCUGCGUUUAUUACAUAAAUGUUGAAAAAAUAAUUCUGAUCAGAUACAAAAAUGACGAGUUUUUUGUGCCGGAAAGUAGAGUACAAGCGAUCUAUAAUUAUAAUAGAUAUCCCACGAGGACUUCUUUGUAUGGUAGUGGACUGCUGCCUCCACAUUACCAAGAUAUUUACAUGAGAAAUUGGAGGUGGCCUCAACCAUAUCAAGUUACUUACACAAAUACAUGUCCCAAAGAUUAUUUACUUGUACAAGAAUUAUCUGGCGGUCGUUCAGAAAAACUUUGUGGAGUUCAAAAUGAUGAAAACAUGAAUGUGCUGAAAUUCCAAGGACCUUUGAUGUUAAAUUUUGUUUCCGACGCAUCUUUUAAUGAUAAAGGUUUCAAAAUCCAUUACCAGAGCGUCGGUACGUUACAUUUAGCAUUUUCGAUAUUCUACAUGCAUUUGCACAGUUUCAAAUGUACUUUCUUGUAAAUCAUGUGAUUGAGUACCACUUACUUAAGAAUUUAUUGAGAAUGAUAUCUUUUUAUUGAGGACUUAAUUUUUUUAUUUACGCUCUGCAAACGAAAUUCAUACCGUGUUAUAAGUUAAUGUUAUGGCUGACAGCAUCAUUACCUCC